Magnolia sinica is the source of this 799-nucleotide messenger RNA. RefSeq lists its product as uncharacterized. The record is from RefSeq and is a predicted model, not a curated record. Lineage: Eukaryota; Viridiplantae; Streptophyta; Magnoliopsida; Magnoliales; Magnoliaceae. The transcript has 3 exons. Bases 74 to 616 code for a protein of 180 amino acids.
CAAAACACAUUCACCCAAAAAUCUCCAUUUCCCAAAUCCCCAAAAAACCCAAAUCACAAUUCACGAGAUAGAUAUGGCCUCCUCAUUUCCCAAAUUGCCCCUGGCCCUUUUCAUUGCACUCUCCCUCUCCUUCCAUGCAGCUCUAGGUGAGAUCAUUUGUGAAAAUUUACAACAAGACUUGUGUGCGUUUUCCGUAUCUUCGUCCGGCAAGCGAUGCCUACUAGAGAACGCGGCGCGCAAGGAUGGUACCAUUGAAUACCAAUGCCGAACAUCAGAGGUUGUCGUGGAGAACAUCGUUGAUUGGAUUGAGACCGAUGAGUGUGUAUGUGCAUGUGGGGUUGAGCGGAAUUCCGUCGGAAUCUCGUCGGACUCCCUCAUGGAGCCACAAUUCACCGCCAAGCUAUGCUCGCCGGCGUGCUACCAGAAUUGCCCGAACAUUAUCGACUUAUAUUACAAUCUCGCCGCCGGGGAAGGUGUGUUUUUGCCAGAUUUAUGUCAAGUGCAGCGAACGAAUCCUCACCGUGCGAUGGUGGAGCUUUUGAGUUCUGGGGCUGCGCCGGGCCCAGUUGCUAGCGAAUCUUCGUCGUUCUUCGCUGCUGCUCCUGCUUCCUUUUAAUCAAAUAGGCCAUUUCACAGAUUUUUUUUUUUUGCUUUUUUUCAUUUGAAAUUAAAGAGAGAUUUGGGUCAUUUUAUUGGGCUUUGAUGAGAGAUUUUUAAUUUUUUAUUCUUAUUAUAGUCAUUUGUAUUGCUCAUUUUAUGAAAUUAUCUAUGUUACUAAUAUUGAAUAUUUGGUUUUUUU